UAACACUCGUGACAUACUGUUACAUCACCUUCACUAGCAAUGAUUAUUUCAUAACUCAUUCGGAUCGAUUUGGAGUGGAGUGUUGAAAUCGUUACCUUAUUUCGCAACAGGGGUGCAAAGACGAAGAAAAACGGAACAGUCUAGUUGCACAAAAUACGCAUACAAGACGUUAUAGAAAUGGGACCUUCAACACGCUGCUAGGAGAACCAACAAGCCAGCAUGUCCAGCUUUAUGUCAAGUGCUGCUGAAGCACAGAGCAUCCCUCUCCUUCAGAUGACCAACCCCAGCACAGCAGAUACCAUCCAGGAUACGUUCUUGUCAUGUCCGAUCUGUUACGAUGUGUACAGGCAGCCGAAGUGCUUGCCUUGUCUGCACACAUUCUGCUGCCAUUGCCUGAUCUCCUACAUGCAAUCACAAGAAGUGUAUGGCGCCAGGCGAAAAAGGGGUUUCCCAUGUCCCGUCUGCAAGCAGUUUAUUCAAAUUGAAAAUCAUCUUGGUAGCUGGAGCGAGUGGGCAGAGGAGUUCCGAAAUAACUUCCUGAUACAGAAUAUGAUUGAUACGAUCCUUCAAGAGUCUGAUCAAGGAAGAACGGAGACCGAAGAUGGAAGCACAGAAGAUAGCGCCACCAAAGUGGCAACCCCAUCAGCUCCAACCUUUGCAACCCCAUCUGCUAGACCCUUUGCAACCCCAUCUGCUAGACCCUUUGCAACCCCAUCUGCACCACCGGCGUCGUUCGACAUCGACUCAGCCACUUCAUCCAUGUUCGAGAGUGUCCCUCAGCAGCUGAGAUAUCGACCUCGAUUCAACCCGAGGCCUGACUCCCCUGACCAUCCAUCCGGAGUAUUUUAUGGCAGACAAAACUCUACCAGCAUGCCGGACUUGAACCAAGGUAGUCACUCACCUGCACGUAAUACAAAUGCUAUUUCUGCUUUUGCAAGCAGAUCUGCCACAGUCAUAGCACUUCCCGCCUCUAACACGCCUGUAUCUUAUACAGAGACGUCCUUGAGAAUAAACAAAACCUACGAAAUGGCAGCCAGAAGCUGGUCAGAUUACAAACCUCCACGAAUUUGUGAUAUUUGUUGUCUUCCCAAACAGAACAGUGUGUUGGUGAUUGAUUAUGACAAUCGAUGCGUGAAGUUCAUCAAGGAUGUAUUCCUGGGCCGGAAUGUUACCACCUCCAGUGACAUGGUACUUGGGCGGCCCUGUUGCCUAGCAAUACUGGAUGAAGCGUCCGAGAGCCAUAUUGUGGUCAGCAUCCUUAACAGGAGCAGGCUGUACUUUAUGAGAGUGCCUGAGCUUGAGGUUGUGAACAUUAUGGAGACAUCUCGUCCAUACCGUGGCGUCGCAGCCCUGAAUCGAGAUACGAUCUUGGCUGCCAGUCCAGGAGACCCAUCCUGCGUGGACAUUAUCCACAUCAACCAAAGCUUUAGGCUCAGAUCCUGCACCACAAUCUACAGGACAGGAAACUUUGAAGGUUCGUGGAACUACGACAUAUACCAACCUAACUUCAUCACGGUGAUGUCUCCAACAACGUUUGCAGUGUCGGACGCUCAAAGGAAAAGUCUUGUGUUCUUUCAGAUAGAGGGAAGGAGAAAGGCAGUGAAGAAAUUCACGUUGACGCCUCCUGAACACCAAAGAUUCCGUGAGCCAGCUGGCUUGUGUUACCACAAUGACAGCAUGUAUAUCGUGGACAAGGAUAAUCAUGAAGUCAACAAGGUCACUUUCGGAGCCACGGUUGUGUGCGAGACGGUUCUCAAGCAGCGGGAUGGCGUGCUUAAACCGUCUUCUAUUUGUGUUGGGCCUCGUGGUGAACUCUGUGUCAGCAACUGGGAAGGGAAGGUCACCAUCUUUACAGCACGUACGUAGAGAAGGAUGCAAGAUACAGCUGUGGACACACAACCAAUAGCACAACCGGAAAUGUGGUAUUAAUACAGGUACCACACCAGUGGGAUUUGCUGCUAUAGUAUUUGAAUCCUUGGACACCCUUUAACUGUUGACAUAUGGUUUUGACAAGGGCCCUUUUACUUUCGAGCUUAAUUUCACUGCUCACAAAUCUGCAUAUGCUACAAGGGUUGAUGGACGACUUCUGAAAGAAGGAAUUCAUAACAAUGAAAAGUUUCUUGUGGGCAUUACAUGGAGAUGUAUUUUUUCAGAAACUUGAGACAUUUGAGCAAAUUGUUUCGCCGUGACAAGUCAGUGAAAUAGACAGGGUUCUGUGACCUUUUGAAAAUGGACAAACUUGAGGAACCUGUAGUGUUCAAGUACUUGUAGACUGUAGUCACUGGAAUGAUGAUGAUGAUGAUGAUGAUGAUGAUGAUGAUGAUGAUGUGUGUUCAGUUACAAGAUAUUUUGUAUUCACAUUGGUAAGUUUGGCAUUUCCAAGUGUGAAUAUGAAAUACUGUAAAUCUUGAAAUUAACGCGAGCGUGAAUUCAAUGCGAAAAAUGUGAGUGGUCUUUACUCACGUUAUUAUUUAAUACAUCACAUUUAUAUCAACAAUAAGACAUUUUGGAUAGAAGAAAUACCAACUUAGACAUACGCUGAAAACAAACAACUAUGUAUUCCAGAUCACUGUUUAUUGAGCAGCACUUGUAACAAGU
Molecule: messenger RNA, 2598 nt
Organism: Haliotis rufescens (red abalone)
Lineage: Eukaryota; Metazoa; Mollusca; Gastropoda; Lepetellida; Haliotidae
Exons: 2
Coding region: 220-1866 (548 amino acids)
Biological process (GO): positive regulation of DNA-templated transcription
Cellular component (GO): chromatin; nucleoplasm
Molecular function (GO): metal ion binding; ubiquitin-protein transferase activity
Source: RefSeq, a predicted model, not a curated record